Hyposmocoma kahamanoa is the source of this 1851-nucleotide messenger RNA. Its product is annotated as hypoxia-inducible factor 1-alpha-like. Gene Ontology annotation, molecular function: DNA-binding transcription factor activity, RNA polymerase II-specific; RNA polymerase II transcription regulatory region sequence-specific DNA binding. The transcript is spliced from 7 exons. Gene Ontology annotation, biological process: regulation of transcription by RNA polymerase II. The record is from RefSeq and is a predicted model, not a curated record. The coding region runs from base 119 to 1621 and encodes 500 amino acids. NCBI's taxonomy places the organism in Eukaryota, Metazoa, Arthropoda, Insecta, Lepidoptera, Cosmopterigidae.
UCUUUUAAUCCACGGGGAUAGCGUGUACGAUGUUAUCGACAAACAGGACCAGCAGGCCGUGCGUUCGGAGCUGUCGCGUGCGCCUGCCGACGGCGAGGACCGCGUCUUCCUCUGCCGCAUGAACGUCGCUCGAAACGCGCGCCGCCAGAUGCGCUUCGGGGACCAAAAGGUGGUGCUAGUCCGAGGUCACUACGUGUCGUAUCUGCCGCUGUGCAGCCGCAAUGAGCCGGUGUUUUUGGCGGUGUGCACGCCGCUUGCCAUGCCCGAGACGCGUGAGUGCGUCGUCCAUGGCGCCACCAACGUCUUCACAACGGUGCACGCUAUGGACAUGAAGAUCCUGCACAUUGACGCUAACGAGUGGCACCUGGGUUGGGAGCGCAGCUCGCUGCACGGAGUCAGCUGGUACCACCUUCUUCACCCCGACUGCUGCAAAGAGGCGCAGAGCAAACACAGGCUUAUAACUCAAUCCGAGCAGGAGAGGUCUUGCAUAGCAUUGUUGAGACUGCAACGCCGCUCCGGCCAGUUCCUAUGGGUCCACGCGGUGCUCCAGCUCAAGGACAACCUGGAGAACUCCCAGCGUCCUGUCAUUGUCUGUACCAAUCAGGUGUUGAGUGAGCAAGAAGCGGCUGUGAUGAAGGCGAACCCUUGGCUGUACCACUACUACGCCGUACAAUCAAAACUGCACUACGGGCUAGCUUACGAAGCAGCUACCAGGAUGUAUGGUCCACCACCGCCUGAUAUACAAGUCUAUCCACCGGCCAUGCAAUACACUCCUGCCCCGCCCGUAUGCCUUAACGGCAACCAAGUCACGAUGAUGCCCAAUCCUGGACUUCAAGCCCACUUAUCACACGUCCCUCCGCAUCUUACGCCCAUGCAUUAUGCUUACGAGAGGCCAGACAAUGGUCCAGUGGAUUAUUCCGUAUCACUGCAGGAAAACAGGUACCACAAUCUACGGAUAGAAGACACACGGAUACAGCCUAAUGCCAAACGGAAAGGAAAAAGCCCGGAUGAUAAACCAAAUACUCCAGUAUCUUUGUCCCCUCGUGACACGCCUUCCACAGUCACUUCUGGGGGAGACACGUUAGUGGCAGUGUCUGCAGGUUCCAUUGCUAGUAGACGGCCAGGAUCCAAGAACUUCAAUAUUACAGAAACAGAAGUGGUGGAUCAAUGGAACCCUAGUCCAACAUGGUCAGAAUCAGCACUGCAAAAAGUUCCAGAUGUUUGCCAUCAAGACUUAAGUCCAUACGUGACGACUACGCCACCAACGCCAUCCGGGACACCUUCCGCUUAUACUCACAACUAUAGUCAUACUUUUGUAUUCGACUGGUCACCAGAACAAUAUGUUCCUCACACUAACAAUAGAUGUAACGCAGUAGCAAUUGAAAGUUCCUAUCAGCAAACAUGGAAUAGGAACCAAAGGACGUCUUUUGCAAAUAAUACGGAGAACACAGUCACAACGACUGAACUGUCUGCAAACUGCAAUCCUAAUAGAUUAAGUUUACAAAUGAGGGUCAGUAAUCCACCGCCAGCGUACAACGCGACCAGAGAAGGAGACAUUCUUAGAAGGCAAAUCGAUCGUCCACAUCCAGAUUCACCGGAUGCCAAAAAGCCUGCAUUAUAACUAUAGAUUUAGGACGCUAUAAUAUUUCUAUAAAAUAGUUCAAUAUUAUUUGUUACCCUUUGUUGUUAAAAUUAUAAGUAAAAGCUCUGGAACUCUCCUGUGAUCUUUGUGUUUAUAAGAACUUUGUAAAAUGCUAGGAUCUAGUGUAUUGUAUAUUAGGAAGUGAAAUUGUAAAAAUUAUUGUCUUCUAAAUGUAAAAAUAGUUUAUUAUAUUUCACAUUCAAUGUGAU